GCUACUCAUUACUUUUAACACUGUCAUGGCAUCGUUUAGAUCAAAACUCAAAAUUUCUGGUGCACUCUUACCACAGAAUUGGAAGUACGUUGCGCAAGGAAACUCUAACGAAUGUUUGAAAAAUAUCACGAGAAAUAUAUGUUUCGGUGGGCGAUCAAAAAAAGGAAAAAAAAUAUCAAAAAAGAAAUCUAUAGAGGACCGUCCUCAGCCGUCUAUCGGUUGUCCAUCGAAAUGUCUCGAUACCGAUUUCGGAAAACCAUUGCCAAAACCAAGAAGACCUUGGUUCAAUUUCUGCAGGAUUAAAGUCCCAAAAAAAGAGAAACCCAGUAACUGUCCGAAAAAAAUAAUACAGCAAUGCCACGAGGAGAGCUUCUGGGAUUAUCUAUUUAAUUUCGAAACCAAACCUCGUCCAGAUCCUUGCACCUGUAGAUUGGCUUAUAUGCAAAAAUCCGUUUGUUUACAACAAGAUCCAAGACUGUGUGAUCCCAGAUACUCCAUGACUAAGGGUGAUGUGCUUCUGUACACCGAAUCCCCAAAACCUGAAUGCUGCACACGACGAGAAGCUCAACCGAAACCGCCGCCAUGCUAUCGGCUACCUAAAGCUCUCACCUGCAAACUUCUUGCGGAAGAAGCUUCAAAACGCGAUAAUGCCGAUAAUGCCAGUUGUCCGAAAUCUACGUUAACUAAUACCACAAAAGUGGGAACUAUGUUUCCGCAGAAAGGUUACAGAAUACCAUUCGAGGAACUUCGACCGCGAGAGAGACGGAAAAAGCCAUUCAGCUGUAAAGAAGGUAUACAUGAAAGGGACGUGUGCCCUCCUCUUCAGAAGAAACGUCAAUUUGGCGGUAAACCUCUAAUUCCUACAUCGCAGUCUCAAGAUACUGAAAUAAAUACCGCUACUCCUUCCGCUCCAAUAUUUCAAACAGAAGAUACUUACGAUCCAAAGGUGCAUAUCAAGAAAUAUUCAAGAUUUGAGCAAUUGCAAAAGCUGACAAAAGCUAAAGCUAGUGGGAAAUGUCCAUGUGAUGCUCCUGAAGACUAAUUUGUCAUCAUCUCGUUGAAGAAUCUCAGUCAAAACAAGCUCUCUGGGUUGCUCGUAAAUUGUUAAGCACUUAUGUUAAUGCAAUGGAAAGUAUAAAAGAGUAAUUGUAAAAAAAAAUAAUAUUUAAUCACGUCUUAAACUGCAAGGAAA
Molecule: messenger RNA, 1192 nt
Organism: Cephus cinctus (wheat stem sawfly)
Lineage: Eukaryota; Metazoa; Arthropoda; Insecta; Hymenoptera; Cephidae
Exons: 2
Coding region: 26-1042 (338 amino acids)
Source: RefSeq, a predicted model, not a curated record